AUCACCGCACUGCUGCUCGUCUUUCUCCUCCAUCGUCCACCCCCACGUGGCACAGCAGCUAGUCCCCGAGCCAUGCUCAGAGAAGCCAAGGUCGGACUCGACACCCCGUCUUCCGCCCCCCGCGCCUUUUCCGGUGUGUCCCGCCGCAUAUGGCUCCUGGUCGCCGUCGUCCUAGGCAUAUUCACCUUCUCCCGUCUCCUCUUCCCCGCGCACGACCCCCUCUCGUCCCUCGGCGUAGGCCUCCUUACCUCAAAAGACUAUCUCAACGCGUCCGCCACAGACCCCGCCCCAUUCGAGUUCUGUCCCGUGUUUGGGCCCGGCGACGAGGUUGCCGCCAGGCGGGGGCAGUGGGGGCUGCUGAGAAGCAGACUGCACAUGGGCAGCGGCGCCCGCGUGCAGAGAGUGGUCCAGAAGGCCAUGGCCGGAUUGCCCGUCACGAUCAGUGUCCUGGGCGGCUCAGUGUCCGCAUGCCACGGUGCUGGCAACGACCCGGUAUCGCCCGGAUGCUACCCAGCGCAGUUCUUUGACUGGUGGAACUCGGUUUUCCCGCACCCGUCCUCGGAACUUACAAACGGAGCCUCGCGACGUACCGACUCUGCCUACUUUGCGUACUGCUCCACCCACCACCUGCCUGAUCAAACCGAUCUCGUCAUUCUCGAGUUUGAUGCGUCUGACCCCAACGACCCCGAGUGGCUCGCUCAUUUCGAGCUGCUCGUCAGAAGCAUCCUUGUGAGACCUGAUCAGCCCGCUGUUAUCGUUUUGGGACACUUUUCGCCUCAAAUCCAGGCCCAAAAUGGUUUUGCCGGUCCCGAGUUAUUACAUACCGUGGUGGCUCAGUUCUACGACGUCCCCCAUAUCAGCGCCAAGGGAGUCUUAUAUGGCGACUACCUCGCUGAACCCGAAGCAGCUCGAAACACCUUCUUCACCGACCCUAUCCUCGCCAACCCUACCGGCCACGGAGUCAUUGCCGAUGUCCUCAUUUCUUACAUGCAGUCUCAAAUAUGUGCCGGAUGGGCCGCCACUAUGGGCCACGCAUUCGAUGUUCCUUAUAUGGGUGCACCCGCGCUCGAAGAUAAUCUCGCCGGUGCGGGCAUUCAGAGUGAGGAAGACCUAGAGUCCGAGGGAGGUGGCUUGGCCGCCAAGUUGCGAGCAAUCAAGGUGCCGCAGGCGAUGCUCUCCGACCGUCCCAGUGAUAUCCUCAAGUUCCGAGAAGUUGCGCCUUUUUGUGUCUCUGCGAACGAUUUGGUGAACCCUUUGCCCCCAAGCCACUUUUACGGCUCCGGAUGGCAUGCAUACCACCCAAGUAAAGGAGCCUCAGACGACGAGAAGCAUUACUGGUAUUCUGAUAUUGGUGGUAGUAAGAUGAGAGUGCCUGUGACGUUGAGCGCGGGCGAUGUGGCUAUUUACUAUUUACAGAGCCCGGCCGAGAAUCCCUUGGGUCGAGCGGCUUGCUGGGUGGAUGACAACUUUGCGAGCGCAGUAGAAUUGAGCGGAGUAUCUGAUGUGCAGGAAGCCACGCCCACAUUGACUUUGAUCGACGAGAAUGUCUCGACUGGAUCGCACUACGUGGAAUGUGUUCUGCUUGGUAAAGAAGGCGAAAAGACGGCACCUUUCAAGAUGCUUGGAGUCUUUGGGACCUAGAAAAACCCCUGCUUCCUUUCCCUCAGUUGACAUUGAUCGAGGAAGAGUUUUACGUCGUUCAUUCCGCAUGGUUUUUAUAGAGUUUCUCGUUUUGGUGAUGCAACAACAAUUCA
Molecule: messenger RNA, 1754 nt
Organism: Cryptococcus deneoformans JEC21
Lineage: Eukaryota; Fungi; Basidiomycota; Tremellomycetes; Tremellales; Cryptococcaceae
Product: capsular associated protein
Exons: 9
Coding region: 73-1641 (522 amino acids)
Source: RefSeq, a predicted model, not a curated record